AUGAGUGACCACGGUCACGACCUCCGCUCCAGUGGCAAGAAACUGAUUCAACUCCUCUUUGAGACUCGUCCCGGAAAACCGCCUUUGAUCCCGUCUCAACUACCACGGAAUCGACGGAGUGGACGCGUUAUGUCGAGUGCGGCCGCAGACGAUACGUGGCAGGCCAUCGAGCCUCAGGGGCUCGCGCUGGGUCUUUUGGUCACUACCGUCACGUUGGCGAUUCUAACGACUAUCGUCAUGGCCAUGCGCAUGUUUAUUCGAUUCAAGACGAACAAAAUCGGCUCCGACGACUGGGCCAUGUUGACAGGAUUCUCUGUUAACUUGGGCCAAUCCGCUGUUGCGAUUUACGGGUCUUUUACCGGUAUUGCGAGUAGAGAUGAGACAAUGAAUCAGGCGACGAGCAUUGAGGGCUACAAGACACUAUUGAUCUGGCAAGCUUUCUACGCCGGCAGCUUGUGCUUCAUCAAAUCCAGCAUCUGCAUCACCCUCAUGCGCAUCACGAACCAAAAAGUCUACCUGUGGAUCCUGCGAGGAUUGAUAGGUCUCUCCUUUCUGAUGAGCGGUUCUGGCCUUAUCGUCAUUCUGAAUCAGUGUCACCCCCUCGAUAAGUACUGGGACAAGAGGAUACCGGGCACCUGCUGGCCACCGAUCGUAGCCACCGCGCUCUCUUACGGGGCCUCCGUCGCCAACGUCAUCACCGACUUCAGCGUUGCGGCAAUUCCGUUCUUUCUGCUUCGGCAUGUACAGAUGCGUUCUCGACUCAAAUUCUACGUACGGCUAAUUCUGGGAUUGGGUCUCUUGGCUGGUAUCGCGAGCAUCAUCCGAGUCCCUUUUACGAAUGCUUACAUGAAAGCCAGUGAUAUUCUGUGUAACAUAGUCCUCUGGACUAUCGUCGAAUGUGGCCUAGGCAUCAUUGCUGGCUCGCUACCGAUGCUACGAGCCUUCUUCAAGCGGCUGGCCAAGGAUACCAGCACACAGGAACCCUACAAUCGUUCGGGUGAUACCAAUCUCGUAACCUUUGGGCAGGGCAAGGGACGACAGGGGCCGAUAUACGAAACGGAUUUGGGAGUGACGGUGAUCGGAGGAGCUGGGGAUAAUGAGAGCAACAACAGCAACCAUGACGAUGACGCGGAGAGCACGCGGCGAAUCAUUAAGGUCACGAGAGAAGUACGGCAUAGUGUUACUGAAGAGAGGGAGACUUUACCGGUGAAGAGGUGACGCGUGUAUGAUUCAGAGUUGAUAAGAGCGUCUGUGAAUGAAUAGGUACUCGUACCCAAGUAACAUGGAACCUCUUGUCUACAAGAUGGAGGGUGUUCCAGACAGGAAUGCGACGCCAUCCGUCAAGGCGUGCUGUCGCUGCGCAUGGAAUUCGCAUGAGACUCUAAUUGGUGUACCGCAGCCAUUAUACGCAAACCAAAUUCGACCACUUGUGACUUCAUUGGGACUAGAUAUUCAAGUGUGUUC
This is a messenger RNA of Colletotrichum godetiae, 1464 nucleotides long. RefSeq lists its product as uncharacterized. Lineage: Eukaryota; Fungi; Ascomycota; Sordariomycetes; Glomerellales; Glomerellaceae. The record is from RefSeq and is a predicted model, not a curated record. Bases 1 to 1218 code for a protein of 405 amino acids. The transcript is spliced from 6 exons.